Messenger RNA from Aspergillus campestris IBT 28561, 1056 nucleotides. Its product is annotated as zinc-binding dehydrogenase. NCBI's taxonomy places the organism in Eukaryota, Fungi, Ascomycota, Eurotiomycetes, Eurotiales, Aspergillaceae. Bases 1 to 1056 code for a protein of 351 amino acids. The record is from RefSeq and is a predicted model, not a curated record. Gene Ontology annotation, molecular function: zinc ion binding; oxidoreductase activity. The transcript has 7 exons.
AUGACUAUCUCAAUCCCGCUCAGUAUGCACGCAUGGAGGAAACACAAGGGGAACCCAUCGCCAGUGUGGGAAGAGGUCCCCGUCCCUGGAGUACCCCGCCGUGGGUUCUUAGUCAAGCUGCUCGCUUCUGGGGUAUGCCACAGCGAUCAGGCACUGCUUGACGUUGAAGACCGCCCGCAUUUCAACGAGAAAUACACCCUCGGCCACGAAGGGUGCGGGGAAAUCAUAGCUAUCGGGGAGGACGUCAACGAUUCUCGAUUCCGUCUGGGUACAAGAAUCGCCUGCGUGGCCGUGCCAGGCUGCGGCGCAAAGAGCUGCUCCGAAUGCUCGCGGGGUCUAGACCAGCUGUGUCCGAACGGACAACACCAUGGAAUCGGACAAGACGGGUUCUACGCCCCAUAUGUUGCGAUAGACGCUCGAGGAGCCGUUCUCGUUCCUGAAGGCGUCCCCUCUGCAGUGGCUGCAGUAGCCACCGACGCCGUAAACACAGCCUACCAUGGGAUCGUGCGCCGGGCCGAAGUAAAAAAGGAAGAGACUGUCUUCCUGUUCGGGCUGGGCGGCUUGGGGUUCAAUGCUCUGCAGGUUGUGCGGUACAUUGGGGCCCGCGUCAUUGUGUCGGACUUGCGGAGCGAGAAACUGGAGUUGGCGGUGCAGAAGGGUGUGCCCCGUGAGGAUGUCGUUUCUGUGGGAAAUGGCAUUCCUGAAUUCGUGGUGGAUAAUGGGCUGCAGGGGAAGAUAGACACGGUCCUGGAUUUUGUGGGAUCGCAUCAGACAUUUCAUGAUGCUCAACAGAUUGUCCGACCUGGCGGAAAGAUUCUCUGCGUGGGCACCCAUCACCGCCAAAACGAGGUUGACAUGAAGAUCGGCAUUCGCAAGAGACUUAGUAUUAUCUUUACAUAUGGAGGGCUGCCCGAAGACCUGGUUGCGGUCCUGGACCUGAUUGCUAAGGGGACGAUCCAGCCGCGGGUGGAAACAAAGACUCUGCCGGAGAUGCCGACUGUGUUGAAGGAUCUUUGUGCUGGGAAGAUUCAGGAUCGAGUUGCUUUGAUCUCUUAG